AUGGACCAUCUUCCGCCUCCAGUCCAGGGUCCGACUGCCAAGGAAAAGAAAUAUGACCGUCAACUGCGCCUCUGGGGAGCUACCGGCCAAAUCGCACUUGAGAAGUCGCAUAUCCUGCUCAUCAACUCCGGCCCAGGCGUUGUUGGCGUAGAGACGCUCAAGAACCUCGUCCUUCCCUGCAUCGGCAACUUCACCAUCCAGGAUUCCGCCGUUGUGAGCGAAGCGGAUCUAGGCGUCAACUUCUUCCUAGAAGACCAGCACCUGGGAGGGUACCGCGCCGAACACACGUGCAAUCUUCUCAAGGAGCUCAACCCAGAUGUGGAUGGUCAUUUCAUCACAGAGCCCAUAGAGUCAUGGCUUGCCAAACCUGACGCUCUACGGCCGUAUACCCUCAUCCUCGCGACUGCACCUAUCCGUCCUGAGAUCCUCGCUAAGCUCUCCGACCACGCAAGCGCCGCGCUUAUCCCGCUGUUCUACGUCCACUCGGUCGGCUUCUACGCCCACUUCUCCGUACACCUGCCUCCUGCCUUCCCCAUCGUAGACACACAUCCCAGCCCCGAGACUACAUCAGAUCUCCGGCUAUUAAGACCAUGGCCAGAGCUUGUACAGUACGCCGAAGAGAAGACGGCCGACUUGGAGAACAUGAAGCCAGAAGAUCACGGGCAUGUCCCAUGGAUAGCACUACUGCUGCAUUUCCUUGAGCGUUGGAAGAAAGACCAUGGCGGCGAAGUACCCCAGACAUACAAGGAGAAGACCGAGUUCAGAACGUCGGUAGCGCAAGCCGCACACACCAACAACCCAGAAGGUGGCGAAGAGAACUUUGACGAAGCAGUGGCGGCCGUUCUCAAGUCGCUGAACCCACCGCAAGCGAGCAGUUCUGUCAAAGAGAUUUUCACGGCGCCAGAGUGUCUUCUGAUCCGCGACGACUCCCCAAGUUUCUGGGUCAUUGCCAACGCUAUCGGUCUAUUCUAUACUAAAUACAACGUCCUCCCAGUUCCUGGUUCUGUACCCGAUAUGAAGGCGCGCUCAGCAGACUACAUUCAGCUGCAGAAUGUGUACAAGGCAAAAGCACGAAAGGAUCUGGCAGAGGUGGUAGAUAGUGUCCGCUUCCUGGAGCGUAAUGCUAACCGGAGCACGCAAAUAGACGAGAAGGACAUUGAGACAUUCUGCAAAAACGCAGCACACAUCAAACUAGUGCGCGGGCGGCCAUUCCACGUCGUACAGGCAGGUGAAAAGAUCAAGUGGGGUGAUCGUGCCAAGUCAAUCGCCCAAACGCUCACAUUCCCUGACUCACAGAUUCCGCUGUACAUUGCUUUCCUAGCUUGGGAUGAGUUUGUUGCGACACACGAUCAAGAUGGCUCAGGAGGAGCACCUCGCGUUGCUGGCGAGACCGACCCCGAAACAGACUCAGAAAAGCUCACAGGGAUAGCCUUGAAGAUUGCGAACGAUCUCAUCAAAGAAGCAAAUGCGUCUAUUGAGGAAGAAGAGUUCGACACGAUCAAGUCGCAGGUUGGAGAAUAUGCACAGGAGCUUGUGCGAGCAGGCGGCGCCGAAUUACACAACAUCGGUGCCUUGACUGGUGGAAUCGUUUCACAGGAGAUCAUCAAGGUCAUUACAGAACAGUAUGUUCCUGUCGACAACACAUGUGUAUUCGAUGGGAUCAAGAGCAAGAGUACCGUUUUCAAGGUCUGA
Alternaria arborescens is the source of this 1692-nucleotide messenger RNA. RefSeq names its product NEDD8-activating enzyme E1 regulatory subunit. Gene Ontology annotation, molecular function: NEDD8 activating enzyme activity. Gene Ontology annotation, cellular component: cytoplasm. Lineage: Eukaryota; Fungi; Ascomycota; Dothideomycetes; Pleosporales; Pleosporaceae. The transcript has 5 exons. The coding region runs from base 1 to 1692 and encodes 563 amino acids. The record is from RefSeq and is a predicted model, not a curated record. Gene Ontology annotation, biological process: protein neddylation.